AUGCAGGCUGCUCACUACAUUUUCCAGUCCAUCGCCAGCUCUACUCGUCGAACCUAUUCCUCUGGGGAGCGACACUUUAUUAGAUUUUGCCUUUUUCAUAAACUCAUUUCACCCCAAACCCCUUUUCUCCCUACCAGUGAAUCAACCUUAAUUCAUUUCGUCACCCACUUAUCCAAUACCGUUUCGUAUGGCACUAUUAAAGUUUAUCUGGCAGCAGUUAAGAAUCUCCAUGUUGAGUUUGGCUGUCCCCUGGACUUCUCCUCCAUGCCCUUCCUAUACAAGACCCUUCGAGGGAUCAAAUCCUCCUCGGUAUUGCCAAACGGGCCCGGUUCCCUAUUACUAUUUCGAUCCUCCGCCAAAUUUAUGCCAAACUAA
Messenger RNA from Porites lobata, 375 nucleotides. NCBI's taxonomy places the organism in Eukaryota, Metazoa, Cnidaria, Anthozoa, Scleractinia, Poritidae. The record is from the annotation of a GenBank genome assembly.